Echinops telfairi (small Madagascar hedgehog) is the source of this 1287-nucleotide messenger RNA. RefSeq names its product peptidylprolyl isomerase F (gene PPIF). Gene Ontology annotation, molecular function: peptidyl-prolyl cis-trans isomerase activity. The coding region runs from base 169 to 486 and encodes 105 amino acids. Gene Ontology annotation, cellular component: mitochondrion. The record is from RefSeq and is a predicted model, not a curated record. The transcript is spliced from 5 exons. NCBI's taxonomy places the organism in Eukaryota, Metazoa, Chordata, Mammalia, Afrosoricida, Tenrecidae. Gene Ontology annotation, biological process: regulation of mitochondrial membrane permeability involved in programmed necrotic cell death; protein peptidyl-prolyl isomerization; cellular response to hydrogen peroxide.
CCUUCCUUCCCUUCCCUCUGGACUGACCCUUUUUGUGUUCUACUUCUCGCCCCAUAGCUAAAAGCAGAUGUCGUGCCAAAGACUGCAGAAAACUUCAGAGCCCUGUGUACUGGUGAGAAGGGUUUUGGCUACAAAGGCUCAACUUUCCACAGGGUGAUUCCAUCCUUCAUGUGCCAGGCAGGCGACUUCACCAACCACAAUGGCACAGGUGGCAAGUCCAUUUAUGGGAGCCGCUUUCCUGAUGAGAACUUCACGCUGAAACACGUGGGAGCAGGUGUCCUGUCCAUGGCGAAUGCUGGCCCAAACACCAAUGGCUCCCAGUUCUUUAUUUGCACUAUCAAGACAGACUGGCUGGAUGGCAAACAUGUUGUAUUUGGCCACGUCAAAGAGGGCAUGGAUGUUGUGAAGAAAAUAGAAUCUUUUGGCUCCAAGAACGGGAAGACAGCCAAGAAGAUUGUCAUCACAGACUGUGGCCAGCUGAGCUAACCUGGCGCCAGACGUGCCAAGGUGGUAGCAGCCGUGCAGGAGUGUUGACUCACCUGGUAAUGGCUUUGGGGUCUCUGAAGAGCCUGAGAGUUAAUUGCUGCUUGCUCAACCACCACUGUGUGCUUGGGGUAGGCCUCUCAGGAAUACCAGCCCUCUGCCUCCCCAGUGCCCACCUUCCUCAUGGCCCAUUCUUAUAGGCCCAUGUAGCCAGGAGGGCCCCUCCACCCCUUGGCAAGCAGUGGCUUCAAUAGCCUGGCCCAAGUGCAACUAUGCUUUCAGCAGUGGUGGCACCAGUGGCAUGACAGGGAAGAUUUUUGCCUUUUCCUUGAUCAAAGGGAAAGCCGGUUGCCAAACAAAGGCUUAAUUUCAUCUUCCUAUUCAGAAUAAUAUAGGUGAAAUUAACUGACGAUGAAAACUGUGAUCCUACACCAAGCCAGGGUGGGACCUGGAUUUGGUGGCUUGGCUUUAGAAACAGAUUUUCUGGGCUUUGUGAAGGUCCCUAUAGCCGAGGCCCUCCUUCCCUCCCUUUCGGCAGAUAUGAAACUGCUGUUGUGAUUUGUGAGAGCUGCUGUGGUGGUGGAAACAGACCCAAUGUGAGCUGCGCUGUCAAUGUGAAUUCCUGUGCUGGAAGCAGCCUGCACGUGUGCCGUGUGUUCUCCAAGAAAUAAAUGGUGUACACAAAAGCUUGGUUUUAAUCAAUCUACCCACUUGUAUAUGAAACAUCUCUGGAACACUUCUUUGUGUUCACUUUAAAUGUGAAAAUAAAUUCUAUUUUCUUUUUCAUUAAAAAACAUCAUUUUA